Messenger RNA from Zeugodacus cucurbitae (melon fly), 1215 nucleotides. Its product is annotated as dentin sialophosphoprotein-like. The record is from RefSeq and is a predicted model, not a curated record. The transcript has 2 exons. Lineage: Eukaryota; Metazoa; Arthropoda; Insecta; Diptera; Tephritidae. The coding region runs from base 1 to 1215 and encodes 404 amino acids.
AUGUACAAUGAUGCUUCGGUUUCGGACAACGACAAGAGCGCACCGAGUGUUGAAACAAGCGAGACUGAAUCUUCUGAUGAAUAUUUAGAGUCUGAAAGUUUCGAAUCUUCAGAGGCUUCAAAGUCCAAAACACAUGAAAUUUCAGAAUCUGAAACUGACGAAUCUUCAGAGUCGGAAACUAAUAUUUCUUCAAAGUCAAUGUCUAAAACUUCGGAAUAUUCAGAGACUGAAACCUGGGAGUCUUCAAAACCUAAGACCGAUGUCAUUUCAGAAUCUGAGCUGGAUGAAUGCUGGGAGGAGUUGGAAACUAACGAAUCUUCAAAGUCUGGAUCCUGCGAACUUUCUAAGUCUGAAACUUCCGACUCUUCAGAGUCUGAAACUUGGGAGACUUCAAAGACCGAAACAGAUGAAACAGAGGAAUUUUCAAAAUUGGAAACUAAUGAAUCUUCCGACUCUUCAGAGUCUGAAACUUGGGAGUCUUCCAAGUCCGAAACAGAUGAAACUGACGAAUAUUCAAAAUCGGAAACUAAUGAAUCUUCACGGUCUGGGUCAUGGCAAAUUUCUCAGUCUGAAAGUUCCGACUCUUCAGAGUCUAAAAGCUGGGCCUCUUCAAAGUCCGAAACAAAUGAAUUGUCAGGAUCUGACACAAACGAAUAUUCAAAAUGGGAAACUAAUGAAUCUUCAAGGUCUGGAUCAUGGCAAAUUUCUAAGUCGGAUAGUUCCGAAUCUUCAGAGGCCAAAACUGACGAUUCGUCAGAAUCAGAGAAGUCAAGUGCAACCAAAGAGUCGGGCGAAACGCCAUCUUCCUCAGAAACUGAUUCUUCAGAGUCCAAAACUGAUGAUUCGUCAGAAUCAGAAAAAUCAAGUGAAACCAAAGAGUCGGGAGAAACACCAUCUUCCUCAGAAACUGAUACAUAUAAAAGUUCCAGCAAAGGAACUACCAAAUUUUCUAAGGAAACGAACUACAGCCAAACUACAGAAUCAAUUGAUUCUCCACAAAAGUCCACGACUCAACUAUCUACAGAAAAACCAUAUAUCACAAAUGCCACCACAGUUAUUUCAAUUGGAAGUAACGAGCCAACAAAAAAACCUUCAACAUUACCUGACGCAAAUAUGAAAACAACGUCCAUAGCUUAUAGAAGUUCGCAACAUGUACCUCAACAAACCACAGAUAGUUCUACGAAAUGUCCACAGUUAUACAUUACCGGUCAAUGA